CACACGCACACACACACACACACACGCAUACACACACAUACACACACACACACACCAGCAGAGCUCCCUCUGUUUAAGCUGUUUCAUUUUUUAUAUCGGAAGGACCGGAGGAAGCUGCAGACAUCCAUCCCUCUGGUUUGUUCCUCCCGCUGCAACUCCGGAGUUUUACUGGGAGGAAACACAAGUUAACAUGACGGAAUGGCAGUGAAUGGGUUGCCAGGGAGUCUAAUCCGAGCGGAGUGAAUGGAGGCAGCAGCAAACUAAACUGAGAAUGGAGGACGGCUUUUCCAGCUACAGCAGCCUGUAUGACACCUCAUCCCUGCUCCAGUUCUGCAACGAUGACAGCGCGUCGGCAGCCAGCAGCAUGGAGGUGACGGACCGCAUCGCCUCCCUGGAACAGCGGGUCCAGAUGCAGGAGGAUGAGAUCCAGCUGCUCAAGUCCGCUCUGGCCGACGUGGUUCGGAGGCUGAACCACUCGGAGGAGCAGCAGGCCAUGGGGUCGCGCAGAGGACCCACCAAAGCCAGGCCGAUGAUCGCCACUCUGCCGCUGCGGCCCACGGUCAACAAUGGGACCGUCCUGCCGAAGAAAGGCAGCAGCACCCUGCCCUCCCCGUCUGGACCCGGGACCAGGAAGGACGCCGGCCCGGCAGCCAACAAGAGCACUGUGAGGAGAGCCAACUCAAACGAACACGUGGGGACUCUCACUCGCAAGGAUUCGGGCGACUCCAAGGGGAACCGAACCCGGGCCGGGUCAACAGGCAGCAACUCCAGCGGCAAGAGAAGCGACAGCAAACAGAGGGAUCCAGUGUUCAAUGCAGGGAUGCGACGUGUGACCCACUGCAAAGAGGAAGGUUAUGUGAAGAUGUUCUUGAAGGGUCGCCCCGUCACCAUGUUCAUGCCUAAGGACCAAGUGGACAGCUACAGCCUGGAGGCCCGAGGCGAGCUGCCCAGCAACAAGCUCAAACUGGACUGGGUCUACGGUUACCGUGGCAGAGACUGUCGCUCCAACCUGUACCUGCUUCCUACUGGAGAGACGGUGUAUUUCAUUGCCUCCGUGGUCGUCCUGUUCAACGUGGACGAGCAGCUGCAGAGACACUACACAGGACACACGGACGACAUCAAGUGUUUGGCCGUCCACCCUGAUAAAAUUACGAUUGCGACUGGGCAGGUGGCAGGAACCUCCUCAGACGGAAAACUGGCUCCUCACGUCCGCGUGUGGGACUCUGUCAGCCUCAACACGCUCCACGUUCUGGGCGCAGGCUUCUUCGACCGAGCGCUUGUCUGCCUGGCUUUCUCCAAGUCGAAUGGAGGAAACACACUUUGCGUUGUGGAUGACUCCAACGAUCACGUCCUGUCUGUGUGGAGCUGCUGGUACAGUGGCUGUCUGCUGAACUGGACUUGUUUCUUUCUUGAGUUUUCCAGACAACAGUGGACCACACAAAUUACUCAUGUUUUUUAUUUUUGUACAAUCUCCUUUUCAGUUCAACCUUAUCAGUGGAGACACAUUGUUGAUGUUAGGCUGUUUGAGAAACAGGAGAAGCCCAAGUUCGUUCUGUGUGUGACCUUUGCUGAAAAUGGCGACACUAUCACAGGAGACUCCAGUGGAAACAUCCUGGUGUGGGGAAAAGGCACUAAUCGCAUCAGCCGCGUCAUCCAGGGAGCUCACGAGGGCAGCAUCUUCGCAGUGUGCAUGCUGAGAAACGGCGCCCUAGUGUCCGGAGGGAAGGACCGCAGGCUUAUUUCAUGGGACAGCAGCUACCAGCAGAUCCAAACAGUGGAGGUUCUUGAGUUUUUCGGUCCAAUCAGAACCAUAGCAGAGGGCAGAGGGGAAACCGUCCUCAUCGGCACCACCAAGAACUUUGUUCUGCAGGGCAGCUUGGAUGGAGAAUUCAUACCCAUCACUCAGGGUCACACUGACGAGCUGUGGGGUCUGGCUGUUCAUCCCUGGAAGCCCCAGUUCCUGACCUGCGGCUAUGACAGGCAGGUCUGUAUGUGGGACUCCAGCACUCAUCAGCUCAUCUGGACCAAAACCUUGGAGGAUACAGCCCAGUCAGCAGGUUUCCACCCAUCAGGAGCCGUGGUUGCCGUGGGAACCCAGACUGGCAGGUGGCUGGUUCUGGACACGGAUUCGAAGGAUUUAGUUACAGUUCACACAGACGGGAACGAGCAGCUGUCGGUGAUGCGCUACGGCCCAGACGGUAACUUCCUGGCUAUCGGUUCCCAUGACAACUACAUUUACAUCUACGCCGUGGCAGAAAAUGGCAGGAAGUACAGUCGGGUUGGGAAGUGUUCGGGUCACUCCAGUUUCAUCACCCAUUUGGACUGGUCUGUGGACUCCCAGUAUCUGGUCUCAAAUUCAGGCGACUAUGAGAUUCUCUACUGGAUCCCCUCGGUGUGUAAGCAGGUCGUCAGCGUGGAAACCACCAGAGACAUCCAGUGGUUCACUCACACCUGCACUCUGGGCUUUCAGGUGUUUGGGUUGUGGCCCGACGGCUCCGACGGCACCGACAUCAACGCAGCGUGUGCGUCCAGCGACAAGAGCCUCCUGGUUACUGGAGAUGAUUUCGGGAAGGUCCAUCUUUUCUCAUACCCAUGUUCACAGUUCAGGGCUCCAAGCCAUGUUUACCGGGGCCACAGCAGCCACGUGACAAAUGUGAGCUUCCUCCAUGACGACAGCUACCUGGUGUCGACCGGCGGGAAGGACAUGAGCGUCCUGCAGUGGAGGAUAGUCUGAACAGCCGAACAGAACAGAACUGCACUAAAAUGAACCAAACUAAAAACAAAAAAGACUCCAAAUAAGAAGUGGAUGUGAGUGAUCGGAAGUGGUUGAAAUGCAGAACUUUUCCUUUUUUCAGUUUUUUUUAGUCACACUACAUGAACAAAACAAACGGUCCAACAGAACCAAAGGCUCCGACUUUCUGACUGCACUUACUCAGCGUGGAUGUCCCGGUUCUGCUCUCAGGAGGUUUGUUCGCUGCCAGACAGAACCGAAUGGAGCCGGAGAGCCAAAAAACCCUGAAAUGUUGGGAUUGUUAUUGUUACUCUUUAAACUUUUGUUUUGUAUUUAACAACUCAGGAAUGCACUAAUGAAGCAAGACUCUUCCCCACUUAACAUAUCAGGAAGAACUUCUGGCAACAGCUUGCAAAGUAUUGAAUUUUCCACACAAGAACCACAAACUUUGAUGUUUUUUACUUAAUUUUUAUGAAACAGACUAACACAAAGUCAUGCAUAAUUAUGAAAUCGCUUAAACGUUUAAUCAUAAUAAAUAAAUUAUUUAUUAAUUAUUAAUUUAGUACUUUAAGUAUUAAUUUAAUUGCUGUAUGCUGAAAAAAUUACAUAUUCAAAGCUGUAAUUAAGACAAAAAUCCGCAAAAGAUACAUUUUGCAUACAAGAUGGAAAAAAAAACCCAUAUUAGGUUAAAACUUUUUAAGAGCACCUUUUGCCAUCUAGUUUUAAUUUAUAUAAUCUAAAAAUAAUCAACAGAUUAACUGCACUUCCACAGGUUAGGAUUUUAUAAAAAAGUUUAGCUACAGAUUCAUCCUUUGCUACUAAUAAUCAUGUUACUGCAUUUUAGCCAAUAAAAUGUUCAUUUUCUUGCUUAAAAAAUCAACUUAAAUUAUUUAUGUAUUUCUAAUAUUGCAUAAAAAGGCCUACAUGUAAAAUGUGUAGAAUUUCCCAGUGUUUUUAUCCAAUUAAUCAAUUCAUCUUCAGAAUAAUUGAUAGAUUAAUUGAUACCUAAAAUAAUCGCCUAAUAAUAUUUACAGAAAGAAAAUCUGAAAGUUUUUGCUUUUAUUUCAAGAUAGCUCAAACUCAGUCACAUGAGAUGUAAAAUAACAAAUGUUCAGGUAUUCCCACAAACUUUCAUUUAGUCUGGACUUUGACUAGGUCAUUCUGACACAUGAGUGUGAUGUAAACGACUGUAUUGCCUUUAGCAGGUUUUUUCCCAGUAUUGGCCUUUUUUAUUUCCAUCCAACCUUACAUGGCAUUAUGCUGCCACCGCCGUGUUUUACCACAGGAAUAUAUUAGUUCGUUUCUACAUUUAAAUUUAUUCAUGCUAAUUGGAAACAUUCUAUUUAGAUUUUUAUUUGUAAAAAAAAUACCUUUGGCUUUACAUUGAGGCACUUUUUGUUGGUCUAUCACACAAAAUUCCUGAAAAAAACAUAAAAGUUUGUUGAUGUAAAGUGAUCCAAUGUCAAAAAGUUUAAGAUAUAUCAGUGACAUCAUCACAAUAUAACAAAUCAGGUUUCAGCCAAUUGAGAACCGAAUGAAGGAUUUUCUGCAUCACAGUCUCAACAUAUUUGACCAACCCUGCAAAAACACAAAAUCUUAAGAAAUAUUUUUGGUCCAGUUUCUAGUCCAAAUAUCUGACACAUGAAAUGAGAAAAAACUAACUAUAUGUUAGUUAGAGAAAACUAACUAACAUAUUGUGCUCCAGCUACUUGUAAUUUUUUUAUUUCAAGUGCGUUAAGAUAUUUGCACUAGAAAUUGAAUGGUAAGAUUUUGUGUUUUUGCAGUGUUCAAGCUGAAAAGGAAACAAUUUUCUUUUUAUUUAUUGAUUUUAAUCCAAAUCUCCCUCUGCCAGUCGUUUCUCCUUGAGUUUUUCUCCCUUUGUCGUCCUGAGUGGGUGAAUCUAUACCAAGAGCUAUGGCACGGUUCUGUGGAAAACCUGAGUGGAAUUUUGAAACAGUUUUAGCUCUUUUUUUUUUUUUUUUUGAUGAAAUGUGUCUUUUUUUUCCAAACAAAAAAGAGGAGCAUUAAAAACAAGCAAAUGUUGUUUUUUUGUUGUUGUUUUUUGGCUUCGAAGGUUUGCUCCUGCAGAGGAAGGAAGAGACCGUUGCACUGUAAUCGCCUGACGUUUUGCACCGACACUGAACUGAACCCUUUUCCUCUGUGAUGCACUUCUUCCGCCUGGCAAACACACUGCAGGUUUCUUACUGCUCACCGUUACAUGAAACAAUCUCUGCUCCAGUCAGGUUUCUGCUUCAGAGCCAAACUUUAUCGGGACGGAGUUGAGUGGAUUUUAGUGUGAGUCUCUCUGCUGGUGUGUGUGACUGAUGGUUGGAGCUUCAUUCUCAGUAAAAUCUUUUAACUUCCUCCAGCUGGAUGUAACAGAACCUGUUUUACCACAUAACACCUGAAGCUGCAGAUUUAUUCCUAUUAAAUACCUAACAUCUGACUGAAAACAAA
Molecule: messenger RNA, 5188 nt
Organism: Gambusia affinis (western mosquitofish)
Lineage: Eukaryota; Metazoa; Chordata; Actinopteri; Cyprinodontiformes; Poeciliidae
Gene: eml1
Product: EMAP like 1
Exons: 22
Coding region: 272-2734 (820 amino acids)
Biological process (GO): microtubule cytoskeleton organization
Cellular component (GO): mitotic spindle
Molecular function (GO): microtubule binding
Source: RefSeq, a predicted model, not a curated record